Lobosporangium transversale is the source of this 3377-nucleotide messenger RNA. RefSeq lists its product as hypothetical. Gene Ontology annotation, cellular component: mitochondrion. The transcript is spliced from 6 exons. NCBI's taxonomy places the organism in Eukaryota, Fungi, Mortierellomycota, Mortierellomycetes, Mortierellales, Mortierellaceae. Bases 73 to 3333 code for a protein of 1086 amino acids. Gene Ontology annotation, biological process: leucyl-tRNA aminoacylation; mitochondrial translation. The record is from RefSeq and is a predicted model, not a curated record. Gene Ontology annotation, molecular function: ATP binding; leucine-tRNA ligase activity; aminoacyl-tRNA deacylase activity.
CUCCUCUCCCCAACAGGUACUUCAAAGGUCAUUCUGCAUUCUUCUUUUUUCAUUUGCUUCGCUCCAUUUGAAAUGUCGUCCUGUUCGAGGAUCACCUCUUCAGGAGGGGUUAUGAACAUGACACGGCGCAUGGUCAUGCGUUCUUCACGUCUACUUCAUAACAAUGUUACCUUUAUUCUCCGACCCAAAAACAACACCCUGCCGCUAACUGUGCACUCAACUCUUGUCUCUAAGACAACUAUACCAGUACUUUCACAGCUGAGAUUCUCAACCUCGGCUUACAAUUCUUCUUCCUCCUUUGUAGGGAAGGAUGGAGGAGAGAUAGGAUCCACAACACUUGGACAAGGAAUCCAGCUACCAGCCGUUGGAUCACUACAGCCCAUAGACUAUGCAGCCAUUGAGCAGAAAUGGCUCAAGCGAUGGAAAGAGAUGAAGACAAAGGCAUUGGCAGCGGAGGCAGCCGCAAAUGAAGCUGCCAACAAAGGAAUGACUGAAGAAGCUAUCGAUACAAAACAAUGGACUCCGGAAGAACGAGAAAAAUUUUACAUCCUGUCCAUGUUUCCAUAUCCUUCAGGAGUAUUGCAUAUGGGACAUGUUCGUGUCUAUACGAUCAAUGAUGCCCUAGCGCGCGCCAAGAGGAUGAUGGGGUACGAUGUUGUUAACCCAAUGGGUUGGGACGCCUUCGGACUACCAGCAGAGAAUGCAGCAAUUGAGCGCGGGAUUCAUCCGAAUGAAUGGACUAUCAAGAAUAUUGAUAUCAUGAAGUCGCAGAUGGAAAAGAUCUUGGCAGACUUUGAUUGGGAUAGGGAAUUGAGAACAUGUAGUCCAGAAUAUUAUAAAUGGACCCAGUACCUGUUUUUGAGAUUGCAUGAAGCUGGACUCGCGUAUCAAAAAGAAGCCGUUGUCAAUUGGGAUCCUAUUGACGAAACUGUUCUUGCAAAUGAGCAGGUUGAUGCAGAGGGCAAGUCUUGGAGAUCAGGCGCAGUGGUAGAGAAGCGGAAACUCCGUCAAUGGUUUUUCAAGAUCACAGAAUAUGCUGAUGAUCUCUUACAGGACUUGGAUCGCCUCCAGCAUUGGCCCGAGCGCGUUAAACAUAUGCAAAAGAAUUGGAUUGGUAAAUCUCAGGGCGCAGAGUUUGAUUUUACAAUACCUGGACUUGCUUCUUCCACAAAAUCUGAUGUCAAUCAAAAGAUUCAGGUGUUCACAUCAAGGCCGGAUACGAUUUAUGGGGUUCAGUUCUUGGCUGUGUCAACAGAUCAUCCUAUCCUAAACAAUGUCCCAGAGACCCAUUGGGAGUCCGUAGAAGGAUUUAAGGACAUGAUGAAGAAGGCCAGUUCUCCCGUUGCUGAUCAAGGAGCUGCUCCUGAAGGUGUUCCCACAGGAUUGUUUGCGAGCCAUCCAUUCAUACCGGAUGCAAAGAUCCCAAUCUAUGCUGUUAACUAUGUGCUCUCAGAUUAUGGCACAGGAGCGGUGAUGGGCGUUCCCGGACAUGAUGAGCGUGACUAUGAGUUUGCAACAAAUCAGAAGAUGGACAUCAAGUAUAUUGUGGCACCAGUAAAAGAAUUGAAUGAUCAGGAACCAUCUUUGUCCUUGAACACUGCCCGUGAUGGCCCUAUCACUGCUCGAGGAGUGCUCACAGGUGACAAUGGUGAAUUUUCUCAUAUGGCAAGUGAAGAAGCAGCAGAGGCUGUUGUCAGGAAAGCCACUGAACUAGGGUUUGGCAGAGAAAAGACAAGCUUUCGUAUCCGCGAUUGGCUGCUUUCUCGCCAGCGAUAUUGGGGUGCUCCAAUCCCGAUGAUCCAUUGUAGCGGAUGUGGUCCUGUCCCAGUGCCGGCUCAAGAUCUGCCAGUGCUAUUGCCCAUGGAUGUUUCAUUUACAGGACGUGGAGGUAGCCCUUUGAAACAGAUAGAGAGCUGGGUCAACUGCUCUUGUCCCAAGUGCGGUCGAACAGCGCAGAGAGACACAGACACGAUGGAUACAUUUGUGGACUCUGCUUGGUACUUUUUUCGUUUCCUGGAUCCUCAUAACAAGCACCUACCUUUUUCGCAUGCUAAAGCCACGGCCGGUAUGCCAGUCGAUCUCUACAUUGGAGGUGUAGAACACGCUAUUUUGCACUUGCUCUACUCUCGCUUCAUUUCCAAAUUUGCAUGGAAGACUGGCCUUUACGGCAAAGGUGCUGAGGUUGAGUCAAAGGAAGGUAAAGAGCCUGGAAACGGUGAGCCGUUCAAGGUGUUGAUUACUCAAGGCAUGGUUCAAGGCAGGACGUUCAAGGAUCCGGUCACUGGAGCAUUCUUGAAGCCGUCUGAAGUGGACUUGACGAAUCCUCAAAACCCUAUUCAAAUUUCAACAGGUCAGAGGCCGUUACAAAGCUGGGAAAAGAUGAGUAAGAGCAAGUAUAAUGGAGUCGACCCUGAAGAUAUGAUCCGAUCGCAUGGAGCGGAUGCGACUAGACUACAUGUAUUGUAUAAGGCACCACCAUCUGAGGAACUGGAAUGGGAUGAACUGAGUAUUGUUGGAAUGCAAAGGUUCUUGACAAAAGUAUGGAAGAUUGUGGGCCAAGCGUCAGCAACUCCUUUGGACACUACUUUUAAUACAGAAGAAGGGUUCAAACCAACAUUAGAAGAUUUGAGCAAAGAUGACCGCGAUCUUUGGCGCAUACUUAACACCACUGUAAAGGAGCUUACAACAUCAUUCCAGAGCACAUAUUCGUUCAACACUUCGAUCGCAUUCUUGAUCAAGCUGGCCAAUCAUAUCUCAUCAGUGAAUCCUGCCUCUUCAGUUGCGGGCCAGCCAUCGCCAGUGUCACCAUCGUCAUUAUCCAGAAAAUCGUCUAAAAACAAUAAGACCCAGGCUAUAGUAUCUCCUGAUCUCUACCGUCAUUCUGUCCAGGCCCUUAUCAAGAUGCUGUCUCCUUUCGCUCCCGCAUUUGGUGAAGAAUGCUGGGAGGUACUGAGCAAUAAUACCCCAAUGAUUACGGCUACCGACCCUACUCCUAUUACAAAUGCAACGACAUCAAUCCCCUCACAGGAAUUAACGUCAUCAAGAUUUUCAGUCUUCUCGCAAGCCUGGCCAUCAUUUGAUGAAGAGGCAUUGAAAGCGGAUAAGGCCGUAUGCGGAGUUCAGAUCAAUGGCAAACUAAGGUUUAAUGUUGAGUUUCAGGUGACAGAUCUUCCAGAGGAGAGUGACAAAGCAGGACAGGAGCAAUUUUUGAAGGAGCUAAUUUACAAGCAUGAGCGAGCGAACAAAUGGCUGAAGGAUGAAAAUGGUCAGACACUUCCAGUCAAGAAGAUGAUUGUAGUCAAGGGUGGAAAGCUAGCGAGCAUUGUCCUUUAAUUUAUGAGGUUAUAUAACUAUGUACUAAGAUAAUUGGAUCUAUU